CAGAAAAUGGCAGAAACAAAUUUCAGCACGGUGGUGGAAUUCAUUCUCCUAGGAUUUUCUGACCUUGCAAGCCUCCAAGGAUUUCUCUUUGGGAUUUUCUUAUUCAUCUACACAAGUAUCCUGGUUGGAAAUGGCCUCAUUAUUGUCAUCACCAAAGUUACUGCUGCUCUCCAAACACCCAUGUACUUUUUCCUCAGAAAUUUUUCUUUCUUGGAAAUCUGCUAUACAUCAGUGACUAUCCCGAGAAUGCUGUCAGACCUUUGGACCCAGAAGAAAAAUAUUUCUUUACUAGCUUGUGGUAUACAACUUGCUAUCCUCCUUAGUCUAGGAGGCACUGAGAGUUUCUUCCUGUCUGUGAUGGCCUAUGAUCGUUAUGUGGCUAUCUGUAAGCCACUCUAUUAUCCUGUCAUCAUGAACCACAAAAAGUGCCUUCAGUUGGUUACCGGUGCCUGGCUAAUUGGAAUUCCAAUUCAGAUAGCACAAACAUGCCAGAUAUUCUCUCUGUCUUUCUGCGGCUCUAAUGAACUCAGUCAUGUUUUCUGUGAUAUUCCCCCAUUACUGAAGCUGGCCUGUGGGGAUACCUCUUUGAAUGAGCUGUCUGUCUAUGCUGGUGCUACGAUCUUUGUUACAGUUCCUUCACUAUUGAUACUUUGGUCCUACACUAAAAUCAUUAAGACCAUCUUGAAGUUACCAUCUGCUGUGGGGAGACACAAAGCCUUCUCCACUUGCUCCUCCCACCUGAUAGUUGUGGGCUUAUUCUAUGGAUCUGGGUUUAUUACAUAUUUAAGACCCAAGUCAAACCAUUCACCAGGAGUAGAUAAAGUACUUGCCCUUUUCUAUACUAUUGUAACCCCACUCUUUAACCCUAUGAUAUACAGCCUGAGGAACAAAGAUGUCAUUGCAGCAAUAAAACAGCUAGUAUCUAAGUGUCUCAGUUAA
This is a messenger RNA of Phascolarctos cinereus (koala), 939 nucleotides long. Its product is annotated as olfactory receptor 10AG1-like. Gene Ontology annotation, biological process: G protein-coupled receptor signaling pathway. Gene Ontology annotation, cellular component: membrane. The record is from RefSeq and is a predicted model, not a curated record. NCBI's taxonomy places the organism in Eukaryota, Metazoa, Chordata, Mammalia, Diprotodontia, Phascolarctidae. Gene Ontology annotation, molecular function: olfactory receptor activity; G protein-coupled receptor activity.